Molecule: messenger RNA, 3129 nt
Organism: Capsicum annuum
Lineage: Eukaryota; Viridiplantae; Streptophyta; Magnoliopsida; Solanales; Solanaceae
Product: EIN3-binding F-box protein 1
Exons: 2
Coding region: 410-2419 (669 amino acids)
Biological process (GO): SCF-dependent proteasomal ubiquitin-dependent protein catabolic process
Cellular component (GO): SCF ubiquitin ligase complex
Molecular function (GO): protein binding
Source: RefSeq, a predicted model, not a curated record
GAUUUGGUUCAUUGUAUGUGAAUGGAUACAUUUUCUUCUCUCUUUCCUAAUAAUAAUAAAGAAACCCAUAAAAUUUAAAAAAAUAAUAAACAAACUUAACCCCACCCAUACACAAAGAAAAAUAUACAUAGACAGCACCACCCAUUGAAUUCAGACUAAUAAUUUGGUACAUCAUACAUCCACCCACCCUUCUCUUUCUUUUUCCCUCUCUCUCUCUCUCUCUCUUUUUGCCCUAUUCAAUAGGGUUUCCAUAUGAUCUCUUGCUACCCAAUUUUCUGAUGCAAUCAGUUGUUCAACUUCUAUUGAUUGUCUUUCUUUUGGUUCAUCUCUCACUUUUUGCUCUCUACAGAGGGUUUUUUUGCUCACAGCAGUGCAGAUUUUACCUCCCUAGUGUUUUUCAGUCAUACUCAUGUCUAAAGUCUUCAAUUUUACUGGUGAUGAUGCUUUUUACCAUGGCGGGGUUGUAUACCCAAGUCCCAAGGAAUCCAACCUAUUUGUGUCCCUUGGGCAUCAUAUGGAUGUCUAUUUUCCUCCUUGCAAGAGGUCUCGCAUCACUGCCCCUUUCAUUUUCACUGAAAAGCAGAAGAAGUUGCCUUCCAUUGACGUCCUACCUGAUGAAUGCCUUUUUGAGGUACUCAGGCGCCUUUCUGAUGGCAAAGAGAGGAGUGCCUGUGCUUGUGUUUCCAAGCGCUGGCUUAUGCUUUUAAGCAGCAUCCGCGGGGAUGAAACUUUGGUCUCAGAUCCCAGUCCAAUUUCGGAGACCGAGGAAAGAUCUAUCGAAAGCGCCCCUGUUAAGCCCCUGGACUGUACUAAGAAGGGAGAAGUUGUGGCCCCUAAUGGUGUAGAAGUCGAUGAGGCUGAAGCUCAAGAUAUUAAAGGAGAGGGUCAUCUUUCCAGGUGCCUUGAUGGAAAGAAAGCAACAGAUGUCAGACUUGCUGCUAUUGCUGUUGGAACUGCAAGCCACGGAGGGUUAGGGAAGCUUUCUAUUCGGGGAAGCAACCCAACCUGUGGUGUGACUGAUACUGGCCUCAAGGCUAUUGCUCGAGGUUGCCCUUCUCUCAGGGCACUUUCUCUGUGGAAUGUAUCUUCAGUUAGUGAUGAAGGUUUAUCCGAGAUCGCUCAGGGAUGUCAUCUGUUAGAAAAGCUUGAUCUCUGCCAUUGCCCUGCAAUUACUGAUGAGUCUUUGAUGGCUAUUGCAAAAAGUUGUCCUAAUCUGACCUCUCUAACGGUGGAAUCUUGUUCAAAGAUUGGGAAUGGAAGUCUUCAAGCCGUUGGUCGUCUUUGCCCCAAGCUGAAGUUUGUCUCUCUCAAAAACUGCCCUCUCAUCGGGGAUCAAGGAAUUGCAAGUCUCUUUUCAUCGGCUGGUCAUGUUUUGACCAAGGUGAAACUCCACGCACUGAACAUCAGCGACAUCUCCCUUGCUGUUAUUGGGCAUUAUGGCAUUGCAGUGACUGAGAUAGCCCUAAUUGGUCUUCAAAACAUAAAUGAGAGAGGAUUCUGGGUCAUGGGCAAUGGCCAAGGUUUGCAGAAGCUGAGGUCGCUUGCAAUUACUGCUUGCCAUGGAGUUACUGAUGUAGGGCUUGAAGCUCUUGGUAAAGGCUGUCCAAACCUAAAGCUGUUUUGCCUCCGAAAAUGUACAGUCCUGUCAGAUAAUGGACUGGUUGCUUUUGCCAAAAGUUCAGGCGCACUGGAGAGCCUCCAAUUAGAAGAGUGCCACAGGAUCACCCAGGCUGGGUUUUUUGGUGUUCUUUUGAACUGUGGUACGAUGUUGAAGGCUCUGUCCUUGGUGAACUGCUUUGGUGUUAAAGAGUUAGCCUAUCGAUUUCCGCCAGUACUGCCUUGCAACUCGCUGCAGUCUUUGUCUAUUCGCAACUGCCCUGGAGUUGGUAAUGCUACCCUGGCCAUAGUGGGUAGGCUGUGCCCCAAACUGACUCAUCUGGAGCUGAGUGGCCUUCUUGGAGUAACUGAUGAGGGUCUUUUCCCUCUUGUGCAGAACUGUGAAGCUGGGUUGGUCAAGCUGAAUCUAAGUGGAUGUGCCAAUGUUACAGACAGAUCAGUUUCAGCCCUAACUGAGUUGCAUGGGGGAAGUCUUGAGUUUCUGAAUGUUGAUGGUUGUCGAUAUGUUACUGAUGCAACCUUGUUUGCAAUUUCCAACAACUGCUGGUUUCUCAGUGAACUUGAUAUUUCGAAGUGUGGAAUCACUGAUUCUGGUAUUGCAUCUUUGGCCAGUGCAGCACAGCUUAAUUUGCGGAUCCUCUCACUGUCGGGUUGCUCUCUACUUUCAGACAAAAGUGUACCCUUCCUGCAAAAGUUGGGGCAGACACUUAUGGGCUUAAACAUCCAGCACUGCAAUGGGGUCAGUAGCAACAGUGUUGAUCUGCUGUUAGAACAACUCUGGAGGUGUGAUAUCCUUUCUUAAGUAGAGGGGGAUGAUGAAUCAGUGCCGCGUACAAGUUGAUGGCCUUUGAAGAUGGGUCGUAGAAAAGAAUUUAACUUUUUAGCCUUGGCAUAAAGUUUUUUGGUCCAUGAUCUUGGGUCUUCUAAUAUUCCACUACCUCGGCUCCUUUUUCCAGGGAUGUGGCUGGCUCUCUUUUUUACAGCUUCUUUGCGGAUGCUGUUUUUUGGGAAUUUUUCCUGUUCUUCCAGCCGUACUUCCUUGAGAAUACAGAUGCUUGGUUUUGGAUUAAAAGAUUCACGUCUGGUUGUAGUCCUUGUUGCCACUAGUUUUUAGCUUCUAUCGUUGCCUAGAUUUCCAAAUCUUGCAACGGCAGAAGCUUUUCCAUGCUGUCGUAGUCUUUUUCAUGUGUGUGCAUUCUAGUUUUUCCAAGUCUUACACGACGUUGAACCUUUGUGUUCAGCUCGUGAUGGUUGGGUUGAGAUUGUGUCUUGUUCUUCUGGUUGCUUGUGGGGAGUUCUAAGUUUAGUGCCUCGCUUUCAUGGGCUUUGGCCAUGGCAGCAAGUUUCUGCCAUGACAACCCUUUGGGGUUGUUUUUUCUUUUUACCAAGCCUUUAUUUUUGCAGGCCUUUCUUGUUCAUGAACUCCCCAUGCAACCUCUUUUUACUUGUGGAAAUGUUAGUUUGUAUUAUGCCUUGAUUAAAUAAAUAAAAAAGAAAAAAAAUUAGGUUGUA